This is a messenger RNA of Sabethes cyaneus, 1118 nucleotides long. RefSeq names its product probable GDP-L-fucose synthase (gene Gmer). Gene Ontology annotation, biological process: nucleotide-sugar biosynthetic process. The coding region runs from base 133 to 1101 and encodes 322 amino acids. The record is from RefSeq and is a predicted model, not a curated record. Lineage: Eukaryota; Metazoa; Arthropoda; Insecta; Diptera; Culicidae. Gene Ontology annotation, molecular function: GDP-L-fucose synthase activity. The transcript is spliced from 4 exons.
AGUUGGGCUUAUAAGGCCUAUAACGCUAAUGAAGUUGAUAAAAUUCAUUCAUAAUCUUAUUAGCACCAUAAACUGUGAUUUAAUUAGGCCUGAUCAAAUUGGUCAAUUGAAAAACCAAGCAUUUUAACAACAAUGAGUCAAACGGUACUGGUAACCGGUGGGACCGGGCUGGUUGGAAAAGCGAUUGAAAUGGUUAUCAGCGAUGAAAAGCCGAAAAAUGAGGAAUGGGUAUUCGUUGGAUCCAAGGAUGCUGACCUAACCAAUCUAGAAUCAACUCGAGCCUUGUUUGAAAAGCACAAACCAACACAUGUGAUACAUCUGGCCGCUAUGGUAGGCGGAUUAUACCACAACAUGGGCAAUAACUUGGAUUUUCUUAGGAAGAACAUGCAAAUGAACGACAACGUACUGCUUCUGUGCCAUGAAUUCAAAGCGAAGGCCGUUUCGUGCUUAUCUACGUGUAUUUUUCCAGACAAAACUCCGUAUCCUAUCGAUGAAACUAUGAUUCACAACGGACCUCCUCAUGACUCCAAUUACGGGUACAGCUACGCUAAACGGUUGAUUGAUAUCACAAAUCGUUCCUAUCACGAUCAGUAUGGGGAUCUGUUCACUUCCGUUGUUCCUUGCAACGUUUUUGGACCGCACGACAACUUUACACCCGGUGUCAGUCAUGUGAUUCCCGGUAUGAUUCAUCGGUUGCAUGAGAUCAUCUAUUUGAAGGACCUUGAAACACCGCAAGAGGAGAAAGUCUUUCCGGUGUACGGUACUGGAAAACCGCUUCGGCAGUUCAUAUACUCGAAGGAUCUAGCGAAGCUAAUCAUUUGGGUGCUCCGUAGCUACACUAGCGUUGCUCCUAUCAUUCUCUCCGUAGACGAGGAAGCUGAGGUUUCCAUUGCCCAGCUGGCGGAAUCAAUCGCAAAGGCUUUCGAAUUUAAAGGCAAACUGGUAUUCGAUGCCAGUUAUGCCGAUGGGCAGUACAAGAAGACAGCAUCCAAUGCGAAGCUACGGAAACUACGUCCCGAUUUUCAGUUUACUGAUUUCGAUACUGCCAUUAAGCAGGCGGUCCAGUGGUAUGUAGAAAAUUAUGAUCAGGCAAGGAAAUAAUAUAUUUUUGUCAAUAA